AUGGAAGACAAUUUUUCCACGGACGGGAAGCGGGAGGAGGUGUGGCGAGGCAGAGCUCAGAGCGGGUUUGCACCCAAGCAGCAGCUGGAGAGUGUCGCAGUUCUAUCUUCAGCUUCACGAUGUUCCUUUGGCCAAAAUGCGCUAAGCCGUCUCCAAGUUCGAAACAUUCAGCAAACAAUGGCAAGGCAGAGCCACCAGAAACGAACACCUGAUUUUCAUGACAAAUAUGGUAACGCUGUAUUAGCUACUGGAGCCACUUUCUGUAUUUCUAUAUGGACAUAUGUAAGUACUAUUGAUCAAUAAUUUCUAUUUUAGAUAUUUUUCCCUUUAAUUUAAUCUGCAUUCAAAAU
This is a messenger RNA of Microcebus murinus (gray mouse lemur), 350 nucleotides long. RefSeq names its product cytochrome c oxidase subunit 7B (gene COX7B). The record is from RefSeq and is a predicted model, not a curated record. Lineage: Eukaryota; Metazoa; Chordata; Mammalia; Primates; Cheirogaleidae. Gene Ontology annotation, biological process: mitochondrial electron transport, cytochrome c to oxygen. Gene Ontology annotation, cellular component: respiratory chain complex IV; mitochondrion.